Ceratina calcarata is the source of this 5998-nucleotide messenger RNA. RefSeq lists its product as uncharacterized. Bases 130 to 3222 code for a protein of 1030 amino acids. Gene Ontology annotation, molecular function: calcium ion binding. The transcript is spliced from 13 exons. The record is from RefSeq and is a predicted model, not a curated record. NCBI's taxonomy places the organism in Eukaryota, Metazoa, Arthropoda, Insecta, Hymenoptera, Apidae.
AGACAGAGAGCCUCGUAGAGAUUCAAACCCGAAAUCAAACGAGUACACUCUCAGAGCCACGCGAGUAGCCGCGCUAUACGCCACGGGGGUGUUUCGAUACGGUGGUACAGUGCGAAUAACGGCGCGAACAUGUGUACUAUAAAAAGUGCGAAUUUCCUGUGGCUUCUUUGUUCCGUUGCGCUUCUCUAUGGAUUUGUUCUACCGUACGGCCGCUGCCAGAACGUCGAGCAGGAACAGUUCGGCGAGGAGGGGAACAUAGGAGAUCCGCGGGACGAGCUGCAGGCCGACGAUGCCGAUCAGUCCUGGGAUGCGUCUCUGGAGGGUAGAAAGGCACCGGACGAGGAUGGAGGUUCUUUCGCGUCUCGAAACGCUGAGGUCCCAAAGACGAACACGGAAACAGCGCCCCGAGCUGAUGGAAACAAGGACAGGGUCCUUGUUCCGCCGGGAGGUGACACGCCCGCUCGAGACAGCUUCAAUGUCACUUCCACGUCGAUUACUCGUCGCAGAGGAGCGAGCAUCGACCGGGGCCGGAAGAAACGUCGUAGAAACAAGGAAUCGAACACCGAGGAGAACUGGCAACGAGAAGUAUCACAAGAUGUCCGCGAGAACGAAGUACGUGGAAAGCGUGGCGGUCAGCCUAAGAAUUCGACGGAUUCGCCGGCGAGGAGGUAUCGCGCGGAGCGACGAAGGAGGAGAAAGAAUCGUGAACGAAAUCUCGAAAGGAAACAGAGUCGUAUACGAAAUUUCGGAAGGAAACGACAGAACGUUGAUUGGACCAACGCCGGAAUACCGCUCAAGUAUAAAAGAAAAUCAUCAGCCAGGCACGAACCAGCUGCGUUGCUGCUUGCAAAGACGGAUGAUCAACUAACGGCCGGGGACAAUGGUUCAAUCUACGAUUCCUCGAACGCUACUUGGAGGGGUGGCCAGGGUUUAAACAACUCCGACGUUACCUCGCCGUCGAAUCUUCAAGACCAGUUGACCACUGAAGCUACAAAGCGAGCAUCGAUGCAGACUACUUCGCGCUACAGAAUGUACGAAGACACCGUCGAAAGGGAGUUUUCCAAACAAUUAGAGAAAGAGAUCUCCAGGACGCAGAUGGAAGAUCCAGCCAGUUUGGAGAAUCGUAUCCUCGGUAGUUCGGUGUCCAAGCGACUUUACAAAACCGUAGAAACCAAUAAAAAAGAUACGGGGACUGAGUCAGUUAUUGGCAACUCGAGAUAUGAUGCUGAGAAGAUGUUGGGUUAUUCACGGUCAAAGAAUUCCCCGAUCUUGGACCUGGAGAACGAGAUCCUGGCGAGAACAUUGAAGGAUUACAACAGCUACAUGGCGUCCAGCUUGAAAUUGUCGAUGCUACCGAGGCGAGAAGACGUCGAACACAGAAAAGGGAUUGCUGCUUCGCGUUUCCAUGGGAAGCCCAUAAUAGAUGAGGCCGGCUUCGAGAGAGUUGAAAAGAAGAGCACUACUGUUGUGUACGAAGACGACACGAAGGGGGAUUUAUCAUGCAUAAACGGGACUUUCGUGCCGGCGCCCCUUGCACGGCACGCGCUGAUCAAAUAUGUAAAGUCGUCGAUACCAGGCCAUGAGUACCUGGAGGCGGAUUACGAAUGCGCUCCUGGAUUUUAUAUGGACAGCGCAACGAGCAGGUUACUAUGCAAAGAUCGCCGAUGGAUAGGUCAGUUACCGAAGUGCAAACCGAAGGAGAAUUUCGAGGGUGUCUGCAUCGAAGCUUCUUGCGAGCACAUGUGCAAGGAAAUAGACGGCAGACCCGUCUGUUCCUGCUACAAGGGUUUUCGGCUGGAGGGUGACAAAUGCAUCGAUGUGAACGAAUGCGAGGAUAAUAAGGGAGGUUGCGAGCACGAAUGCGUGAACACGGCCGGGUCCUUUCGUUGCGAGUGUCCAAAGGGGAUGAAACUGGAGUACCGGUUCGCGUGCACGGACAUCAACGAGUGUCUGUUGAACAACGGGCACGGUCCUUGUCAGGAUACGUGUCGGAACACCAUAGGCGGUUAUGAAUGUUCCUGCGAGGGUCUGCAGGACACGGUCCUGUCGGCCGACAACCACACGUGUCAGGAUGCCAGCCCCUGCAGCGUUAACAACGCCGGAUGCUCGCACACUUGUCUAUCCACGAUGGGUCGCGUUUUUUGUCUCUGUCCCGACGGUUUCAUCUUGAAGGACGACUGGAAAACCUGCCAAGACGUGGACGAAUGCGCCCAGCCGGAUUUGCAAACGGAGAUGUGCAGGUACGGGUGCAUCAACACGGCGGGAUCUUAUCGGUGCGCGGAUCCGAUGGAGCUGAAGGAUCAGCCGAUACUGGACAGCUUGUCGAUCACCUGCCUGCCUGGUUACGAGACCACCCCCGACGGAACUUGUAUCGAUAUAAACGAGUGCACGGCCGACAACGGCGGAUGUACGGAGGUGUGCGAGAACACGGACGGCAGUUUCUUCUGCGCCUGCGACGGUGACGAGAAAGCUCUGUCAUCCGAUGGGAAAUCCUGCGUGGACAUAAACAACGUAUCCUGUCCACCGUUGAAUCCUGAGGGCCGGGGAUAUUUAAUGUGUUCCCGUUUGGCGACGCUGAAACCGUGGCGCGGCAGACGGAAGGUGGCCAAUCGUCCGGGAACCAAGUGCUUCUUGAAGUGCCCCCACGGGUAUCAAUUGCACGGGGAGUACGAAUUGAGUUGUCGGUCGGACGGUUCCUGGGACGGACCGAAGCACGGUGAAUGCGUCAGAUACAGCAAACCUCGUUUGGAGUGUCCGAAGGACGUGAUCGCGGAGUUGCCGCCGGGACGCGAAGAGGCGUUCGUUACGUUCGAUCAGCCGUCGACGGAUCUCGAUUGGUUCCGUUACGUGCGCUCGAAACCAUCCUGGGGCACACGGCUCGAAGCGAACCUAUCGCCAGGGAUCCACGAGAUCACAUUCUUCGCGAGGCAUCCAGUGUCCAAGAAGCAGGCCAGCUGCGUGUUGCGCAUCAUAGUCAAAGGCGGCGAGGCGCCGAAAGUGAAGGACUGUCCGAACGACAUAGAAGUCGUAGGAAGGAACGGCACUGCGAUUACGUGGACCGAGCCAAUUUUCACGGACAACGUGAAGGUGACCAGAAUCAAAAGCAACGAGAGCCCGGGACGGCAUUUCGACAUCGGUGGCCAUCGGGUGGAGUACGAAGCUAGCGACGAGGCGGGCUGGUCGAGUAAAUGCGUGUUUACUGUGGUCCUCCGUUCGGAGUGAGUAGGAAAACCGGUGGUGAACGCGAGGACAAGAAUAGGAAAAGGUGGGCAGGGAACGAUAAUGGCUCGGAAGGAUAAGGUAAUAUAAAUGGAAAUACUGUGAACUCGUGCACGUAAUGGAUUCCGUUUCGUCGGUAUUUCGCGAUACACGCGUGGCUGAUGGAAAUUUUACAGCCUCGACCAGUCGGCCGGAUAUCGUCCUCUUAUGAAAUAAUUUCAGUCCAUGAGCCAGUAAUCAAAUUCUUGGCGUAGGGAAACGAUCAGGGAUCGAAUUUAGCUUCGGAAAAUUGCCCCACGCUCCUUCUCUUACUUUACACUGAUUUAUCGCUCGUCUAAUCAUCCAACCGGGAGUCUAAUUUCUUCGUAACUUUUAGUUAGAUCAUUGCUCUGUUUCCGUACCAGUCAUGAAAUAACAAAGAAGAGAACAAACAUCCAUCUGAACCUUUGUAUUACCGAGACGACGAAAAGGGAGCCGCAUUAUCGGCUCCGUAACAAGCGUUGCAACCAUAUAGCGAACCUGUCGAUCUUCGAGAGAAAAUUCGAUCCACAUCUCAUGUUAGACGGGGUUCGUUCUCCUCUCUGUUACUUUCUAGUAUAAAUACAAUGCAGGGCGCAAUAAGGAAACUAAGGAAGAUUCGGGUAACACUCUGGCUCACGAUCAGAUCAAUUCCAUUUCGACAAUUACGAUCGACGCGCUAUGUCAGCACGAAUUUUCGCGAUCCAUUCUCGACCGCUACUACGUUUCAACAGAAUUACGAGGACGGCCGCGUGACCAGCGUGCACGAUACGACGUAGGACAAAGGGUGGGAGUAGGGUGGAAAAAAAAAAAAAUAGAGAGCGAUCUGUGGAUACGUAGACGUCACAGACUGGGGAAUCUAUCGGUUCUAUGCAAAUCUGCUGGUAUCGCCCGUUGUCGUCGAAUGAGUUUUGUCUGCCACGUUUCGAACACGAUCCAAACGAAAUGGACAUAUAUCUAUAGGUAUACGUUGGUAUCAUUUGCAUGCAUUGUAACGAACCCAACGAUUUUGCGCUCGUUUCUUUUCAAAGCUACUGUCCGAUCUGAAAUCGAGUUGUCCUAGCCUUCUACCCGUUGACCAGUAGAUCGAUAAUUAAAAAAUUGACGAAUCAUUUAAGGCCUGGCCUUAAAUUGGAGGAUAAAGCACUGGGUUUCUAAAACGCGGCCUGCAAACCCAGUCAGAUCAUCCUCGAUCUUCAAUUUAUUGAGAUUCUUUAGGUUUCCGUUCUUUUUUCUUUGUGAAAGACUAAGAAUUUCGUUUCGAGGAUGAAAUCAUCUGUAUCUAACCGCGACUUAAUAUGUAUAAUGAGGACUAAUAAUCGAGAUCAAACCGAUUAAACCACUUUGACUAAUUAAUAAGUUUAGGGACAAUAUAUGGUAAACGUAAUUAGAGGUGAUCAAAUUUGGGUGGUCGUAUUGUGAUACCUUCAAUUAUAUCGAUAAGCCGUUCUAUGCGUUCGAACUCGUAAUUUUUAGAAUUAAGCGAAACAGAUUAAGAAACGUCCCUUAGGUAUCAGUCGUCUCUGUUUCCAUCGACCGUCGACGAUUGCGCAGCCCGUAAAAUUUCUCAAAUUAAUUAUUUAAUUGCAAUAAGAGUGAUCGGAUAAUAAAUAAUUGAAUGAAAUUGAUUGAAUUGAAACGAUUAAAUAAACGAGCAGGCGUUUAAUAUUUUAUUUAUUAAAGUGAAACUUCAUACAUUAAUGAUCGCUCGAUUAUUAUUUAUGAUCUCCCUUAUUUUAUUUCCUGCAGCGAUUGUAAUUUUAGAUUGCUUCAUUUUCGACGAUGUUUCUGUCAUCGCCAGGUUCCCCGUUACGGGAAAAUAGCAUUGUCCCGCGAAGGCAGGGAAUACUUAACAAGCGCGACGUUGAACAAUAGGCUAUCAACAACGCAAAUUGGCAUAGUGAGUAAUGCUGACUGACAAGUAUAGGCUGGCCCGUGAUGAAAUGAGCAAUUUCAUUCUGAGGCAAGAUUUUCCAUCGUUAUUAUCGGGCCAGUUAAAAUUCAAUUAAUUGAUAUCAAAUUAAUUGCUAGUUCUGCAGACAAGAAAUACACUGAAUCGAUAUGGCCAUCUGUUAUUAUUAUUUGAUUAAAAGAAAAAAUGAGGAGAAAUGUACCUGUACUGUUGUUGGAUUAAUAAAUCGUCAAGAGGCAUCGCGCUUGUUUCCCUCCAUAGCGAUCGAAACUGCAGUUGUGCUUUUUGUGUGUCGUUCCGAGAGCUCGAAUUCCGUGAUCGAUGACGUCGAUGGGGAAACGGAGGCAGGAAGCAGGGACCUCAGCAAGGGAGGGACUAGCGUUAAAACCUAAGGAUCUUAAUCGAAGGGUGGAAAUAAAAAGAGGUCGGUUUUAGCGUAAGCGAAGUGUUCGUUUAUUAAUACCCCUCUCCACGCCACUCGCAUAUCAUUGUUAAGAAGACAGAAGUAACGUUCGAUUAUUAUUCGUAACAUUAAAACUACAGUAAAGUGUAUAAAAAUUUAUGUAUCAAAUACAUGUGUAUAUAUAUAUAUGUAUAUUACAAAGAACAAGGAAGGAAGGUAAAAAAAAAAAAAAGAAGAUGACAUAGUGAAGAGAAGAGAUCCUGAAUUAUUCCACAGCUUCUCCCUCUUCUCCUUUUGCCAACCACUUAUACAGUAAUUAACUGUUACGAGAAAAAGGCAGUGUUCAAUGGCAGCAGUGAUUGCAUAUUAAUUAUUAGACUGCGUUCGUCAUAUCAAAAUUGUUCAUAUUCAUUCAUUGAAUAAAUAAUUAUCGUGUGAAAUUUCAA